Acanthocheilonema viteae is the source of this 891-nucleotide messenger RNA. NCBI's taxonomy places the organism in Eukaryota, Metazoa, Nematoda, Chromadorea, Rhabditida, Onchocercidae. The record is from the annotation of a GenBank genome assembly.
AAACCAGAAUUAAACUUUCAGUACAAUACUGGAGCAUAUGAUGCAGCCCGACCACAUAUUUUUGAUUUUAUUGAAUUUAUAUCCGAUUUACAUGUGCUAACUGAAAUUAAGAAGAUCACCAAUUCUGAUAGCAUUGGUGGCGAUAUUAAAUCAUCGGUAGCGCAAAUUGUUGAUGUUGAAAUGAGCCGAUCAGGUGUACGUGAUUCGCGAACUGUGAAUCGUUAUCUGCCAUGGUUAACGUCACCGCCAUCUGUAACGCAAUCUACGCCAACUGCAUUUGCGGAUGCUGUAACAAACGUACGAUUACUUUCUUGGCUUUUACUUGGAGCACUUCAGGCUAAUCAACCAUGCCUACCAAUACCAAUUAGUUGCUCACAAUAUAUGGCUGAUUACAUUCAUUUUGUGCUUGCCGGUUUUGCUGAUCAGUCAAAGGAAUCAGUGGUUCAUAUGUCAGCACUUUUUCAUGCUUUUCAUUUAUGUCAAUUAUGGACGGUUUAUUGUGAACGAGCAGAGCUAACAUCAGAUGAUCCUCAACCUUCUUCAUUAGCAAAUAUUUUGGAUUUUUGGUCUCGGGUAACACCUGCCAUUUUGCAACUCUUGUCACAUUCCAAAGUGCUAGCUGAUAUGGUCAAUUUACAUUUUCUGAAUACAAUGCAAGCAUUGCGACAGUGUAGUUCGGCGGUACUUGGACAAUUAGGUGCUAUGUGGCAACCGAUUUUGACCGCUUAUCAUGCGCAAAUUCCCAGCAAAUUACGAUUAAAAUUAGACUCAUGCGAAAAUCAACCGUUGUUGAAUUCUGAACCGCUACAACAAUGGCUUAAAGGAGUGCGCUAUAAAAUUUCACAAAUUGAAUUGCAAACUUCUGCAGCAUCACCUUUCUAUAAUGUAUAG